Molecule: messenger RNA, 2397 nt
Organism: Caenorhabditis auriculariae
Lineage: Eukaryota; Metazoa; Nematoda; Chromadorea; Rhabditida; Rhabditidae
Source: the annotation of a GenBank genome assembly
AUGAGCGUUCAGGCUGCCGAAAGAAACUUUCCAGGCAGAGUCGAACUCGGUUUAAAAAAUGACAACGGUAAGUUUGUGAAUAUUUCUGUUUCGGUCAAAUCGGACAAACAUAUAGGAACUUAUUCAGGAACUGAAUCCAAUGACUCCGAGUUGGUCGGAAUUCACGACAUGUUGCGCAACAGCGUCUACACAGGUUAGUUGCUUUACCGAAUUCAAAAUUGGCAAAAAAAAAGUUUCAGAGUCAGUGAUGCGUAGCAAAAUGGCUAAUAAACGAGACUUGUACCCAGAUCCUCCGUCCGCUCCAGCGCAUCAGGUCGUCUCCUCUUCUGGAAGUAUGCUUCACAGAUGUUGUUUUGAUUCCAGUUUAAGAUAUGAAUCAUGGAUGUUGCAGACAGCCCUGCGAGGUUCUCAAAUAAACUGAUAAAAGGACUCAUCGGCAGCUUCAUUAUCAUAGUGAUCAUCAUCAUUUUCUCCAAUCUGUUUAUAGUGUAAUUGUGAACCUUUAAAUCCAGAAGUUGAAUGAAUUGUUUCUUAUCAUAAUUUUUUGAACGUAGCAGCUCAUUCAAAUGUUGGAAAGACACACUCCGUGUGAGUAGAGGCUCGAAAAGCGAGCUGCAUCAAGAAUAAACAAUAUCACACCACCGUUCGGUGAAAAUUCCAUUGUUAGGCAAAGAUAAGUGUGUCCACACCAUGAGGAGGGUAGUUCUUUUUUUAAUUUUUAAUUUUCUUUUUGUUGUUAUGCCUAGAAAAAGCGUUUUGUUCAAACCUUGAACUCUACUUCGAAAAGCAAAUUUUGCUUUGUGUGAGGUUUUGCGAGAUACACGACGUAUGAAAAGAACCGGAGUUCUUUGGAGACCCACCAGAAAACGAAUUAGGAGGGAGGUUAAAGCCGGCGAAAGAAACGGGCGAAUUCUCUUCCGCAAAAAUCCCAGUACGCACGUUUCUGUUUUUGUUUUUCCUACUUUUCCCUCUUUUUGGGUAUGCGGAUCUCAGAACAUCCUAGGUAAGUCUUCACGACUUCUUGAUUGCCCAUAAGCCAAAAAUCUCCGUUCCAAGAAACACCGAGUCAUACGACCUUUCGACACGGAAACUCAUUAAGAAAGCUGCUUUUUUUAAAAAUCACGCUACCAACUUAAACACAAUAUUUUAACAUUUCAGUGCUCAAAAACAGUAGCAUCAGUUCAAACCUUAGAAUCCACUAACAUCAGGUAGCUUUGUUCGCCGCAAAGCACAAAUGAAAUAUUUGACUUUGUUGAAUGGGCCAAGAUUUCGUGGAUCCUAAACUAAUUUUAAAAAAAUCCUCUUCGGAAAACAUUUUUGAAAGCUGUCUGAAGAACAUCCGAUCGUAAAUUUCUGCCUUUGCGCCUGCAAAAUAAACUCCACACUGAAAAAACUUCUGAAAUUCCAUUUUCUGAAUUCCUCUUGUAAUAAACCUGUCGAAUGAAAUACGUAACGCCACUCAAAAAUUUUUUUAACUUGCAAAGAUUUUUUUUUUCCAUCAAUACUGAAAAAGUUCUAUUGGAAGGCCUUGCUAAUUUCUAUAUCUCAUUUCUAUCAAUGACCCGAUUUCAUCACAGAAAAAAAAAAAAUUGCAAAACCAAUUUGCGCCUAGAAAGAAGUCGAACCUUCGUUAUAGCUUCCCGAUAGUAAGAGCGCUAAUCAGUGUACCCCCAGGAAGUUAUAUUGCUUCAGUGGCUUGGAAAAACUUUCCACUGUCGAAAUCAGCCAAAAUGUAGAAGUGUCAGCUGAAAAUAAACGCCAGUUGCUUCCAGUUAUCGCAGAGAAGGUUUUCACGACUUGCAAUUUUUUUCAACUGAAAAGAGCAAUUUUAUUCUGCCGUCAUUGUUUGGACGACUUCAGUCCGAAACAAUCGAGUCGGUUCUGGAGAGCUAAGAAUAAGAAUGAAGCAAAAUGUUUGGCGCAGACACUACGCUGCCGCAUCGGAUUUCCCCAAGCGAUUUCCGGACUCAUCAAGAGACGGUGUUUCUGACGCUCAGGUUCAUUUUUGACUCUAUUGCCCCUUCACAAGUGCUUGUUCAAGGAAUUAAAAGCAUAUGAUUCUUCAGAGAGAAGAGAAAAUCUCGCAGCGAAGAUCUUCCAGAUCAGUAUCAAUUGAUACUAAUCUGACCUUUGUGUCUUGAAUUAUCCCAGCAAACUGCACUUUUAAUUUUAUUCCCAAACAGCAAUCAAGGCGGUGCGUGUGUCAUCGCGUGGGUCGCACCAUCUGAAUGGCUUGAACCGUUAGAAAACUCUUGCUUUUUCUAUUUGUCUAACGGCUGACUAACAACUCGAACUUUUGUUUUCAUUUAAGGUUCCUUUGUCUCCAGAAAAUUGUGGCGUCCCAUACUUCUUGAGUUCACUUUCAACGAAUCUAGGCUAAAGUACUUUGAUUUCUGA